GCAGCUGUGGUAUUUGGAGCAAGUAUAAAUAGCCGCCUGGACGGAGCUUGGCCAAACAGGGCUUUGCAGCUGCAGCGGCUGUGCAGGCGGGACUGGCCACUGUUGGCCACGGUGGGUGCAAACUGGGCAGGGAGACAGGCGGUGGACAGGCACGGCCCCUGGGCUCUGACCUGACACCGCUCGCCAUCACACCUCUGGAUGCCUUCCCGGCCAGCCAUGCUGCUGAGUGGCCUCCUCCUCAUUGUGGCCACCACGACUGCGGCCCAGCGGAGGGGGCAGGAGGCCGGCGGGCGCCGCCGGGCACACCGAGUCCAGCAUGGCCAGUGCAGCUACACCUUCGUGCUGCCCGAGCCUGAGCCCUGCCCGCCCGAGCCCGAGGCCUUCGGGGGCUCCAACAGCCUCCAGAGGGACUCCCCGGCAGCCGCACUGAACCUAGGGGACUGGCCGACCCAGCGGGUACGACAGCUGGAAAAAAUGCUAGAGAACAACACACAGUGGCUGCAGAAGCUAGAAAGGUACAUCCAGAUGAACCUGAGGUUGGAGCUGGCGCAGGCCCAGCAGCACAUGGUCCAGAACCAGACAGCCACCAUGCUGGAGCUGGGCACCAGCCUCCUGAACCAGACCACCGCCCAGACCCGCAAGCUGACCGACGUGGAGGCUCAGGUCCUGAACCAGACAUCGAGAAUGGAGAUCCAGCUUCUGGAGACCUCACUGUCCACCAACAAGCUGGAGAAGCAGCUGCUGCUGCAGGGCCACGAGCUCCACCGGCUGCAGGGCCACAACAGCGCGCUGGAGACGCGGGUGCAGGCCCUGGAGACGCAGCAGCAGGCGGAGCUGGCCAGCCUCCGCGGCGAGAAGGAGCGGCUGCGGCGCCUGCUGGGCCGCCAGAGCGGCGCCCUCGCCGGCCUUGAGCGCAGCCUGCGCGCCGCCAGCAGCAACUCCAGCCUCCUGCAGCGCCAGCAGAGCCAGCUGCUGGAGUCGGUGCAGCGCCUGGUGCGCGUCGUGGCCCAGGGCCCGGCGUCCAUGAGGGCAGCUGAGCAGGUGUUCCAGGACUGUGCAGAGAUCCAGCGCUCCGGGGCCAAUGCCAGUGGCAUCUACACCAUCCAUGUGGCCAAUGUGACAGAGCCCAGAAAGGUGUUCUGUGACAUGGAGGCCAGUGGAGGUGGAUGGACCCUCAUCCAGCGCCGUGAGAAUGGCAGCAUGAACUUCCAACGGAACUGGAGGGAUUACAAACAGGGCUUUGGCAACCCAGCCGGGGAGCACUGGUUAGGUAAUGAGGUGGUGCACCAGCUCACCAGCAGGGCAGCCUACUCUCUGCGCGUGGAGCUGCAAGAUUGGGAAGGCAACGAGGCCUACGCCCAGUAUGAGCAUUUCCAGCUGGGCAGCGAGGGGCAGCUGUACAGGCUUUCUCUGAGUGGGUACAGCGGCUCGGCGGGGCGCCAGAGUAGCCUGGUCCUGCAGGGCACCAACUUCAGCACCCGCGACGCAGACAACGACAACUGCCUCUGCAAGUGCGCCCAGAUGCUGUCUGGAGGAUGGUGGUUUGAUGCCUGCGGCCUCUCAAACCUCAAUGGCAUCUACUACCCGGCCCGCCACCACGUGCGCAAACUCAACGGCAUCCGCUGGCACUACUUCCAAGGCCCCAGCUACUCACUGCGUUCCACUCGCAUGAUGGUGCGUCCCACAGACAUCUAAGGAGCAGCCACGCCUGGAGGCUGGUCCCGCAGGAGGACCUGGAUGUGGUAUCCUCUGAACAAGCUGGACCCAAACACAGGACACAAUGCCAGGACCUUGUCCUGGACACCCUGGGUCCCCUGAGCCAGCCCUCCUUACCCCAGGAGUCCAGAAGAGUCACCUCCCUCCCUUUUUCCCUCAAGUUGUGAAAUGGUGGGUGUUUGGGGGUUCCUGCCUCUGCAUUGUCCCUAUUUCCUCUUCCCUCCUGCCUCCUGCAGAGCCCUCCAGCCAGCUUGAGGGUCAUAGUACCCUGGAUGAGCUGAGAACAGAUUUAACUGGGCUCCUCAAAGGAAUACACGACUAAUGGUGGGAUGUCAGGCAGGCGGGAAGGUAUUUACAGGCAGGAAACUGCCCAGAUGGAGGCCCAGAUUCUGUCCCUGGGUUGUUGGGAAGGCCAUCUCUUGUUCCAAGCUUUCUCAGCCUUGAGAUGUCCUUGAGCUUUCUGUUCAGGACUGAAGGAGCUGCAUCCACCCUAUAACGGGAGUUAUUUCCACCCACACUGUCCACCACUCCUAGGCCCCAGCAUCUAAAGCUCAGACGUGGUUUCUCAGGGGCUCCAGGAGAUCUAAGAGGGAUUCCUUUACCCCUUGAAUGUCCUAGAAUAUAUUCCAGAGAGAAUAACUAGGACUCCCCUCUAAAAGUACCUGUGGUCAAGUGAGGGAGGGAAACACCAGGUUAAAUCAACGUGAACAGGCAUUCUUAGCUGCAGGCCUUGUCAGAGCUAUUAGUGUGGUCAUGUGCUUAGUGACUGCCCAUGAAAGGGCUAGAGUAGGCAGCUUUCCCCAAAUUUAUUUAUUUGAAAAUGGGCCCUGAUUAUCCCAGAGCAUCUCUCAGGGCUGCGGAUACCCUUGGAAAAAGCUGGUCCUCGUAUGUCAUGAGCUGAAACCCCAGGUCACUAUCCCCACCCCCGGCUGCUUUCACCAUUUCUAGCUACGAGGGCCACAGUGACAUUCUCAGCCUCUAAAAACAACUGGAAGGAACCUUUGGGUUAAAACAGAUACACCGUCGCUGAAGAAGGGUCUAGAACUAAGUUUCUUGUCUGUGCUCCAAGGCUUCUCUGUCCGUAGGAAGCCAUAUCUCUGUCUGGGGGCUGCCCUCAGCACUCCCUGUGACCCCAGCUCAUACCAGCUCAAGUUCAGGGGCUCUUGGGGCCCACUCUGCCUCGAACAGGACACCAAUCGCUGGGUCCAGGUCCCUCCUGCCUCCAAGCCAGAGCUCCUAGCCUCCUCUUGCCUUGUCCAACAGCGAUGCUACAGCUAGGGGUCCAUGGAGACUGGGCCUUUGCUGAGUCUGGGAGACCAGGGACUCCUCAUGAACUUCUUUCAGAGAGGGGCCGCAGCCACUCUGCCACCCACUCCCAUUACUGUGUCACCCUCCUCAGACCUGAUGAGGCCACCUAAGUCCUGUCAUCCUCAGCCAACACCCGGGCCCAGCCCACGACUGACCUGCGCUACCGCCAGGUUGCGCCUCUGUCUUCAGAAGGUUUUCUCCUGGCUGAGGCUGCAUGGUGGAAAUGGGGCACCUUCAUCCCACUGGGCUCUGCCCCCGCCCCUGAGUCCCACCUCGGCCAAUCCACUGAUUAAACCCAGCACAGAUUAAUGCUGAUCUCCUUCAGGGAAACCAAAGGUUGUGGUUGCUAAUGGUGACUUCAGGCAGGAGGGAAAAGUACUUAGGGGCAGGUAGCUGCCCAGAAGGCUGACACAGCCUUAUCCAGCAUUUGCUCGGCAAGCCUUUAUUUAGUGUCUACGGUGUGCAGUGUGGUGCUGUUGGCAGGACUUUGGAGUCGUACAGACCUGCUCCAGCUCUUGAACUUGAAGCCAGUGGCUCAGCCUCUCAAGGCCUCAAUCAUCUGGUCUGUGAAAUGGAGAUGGUGAUACUCCCUCCUUGCUGUGCUGGGGCAGGAGGAAAUGAGACCUUGUAUUGCAACUUCUUAACAGAGCCUGGCAUGAAACAGGUGCUUAAUAAAUGUUAGUUCCCAAAGAGGUGAAUGGGGUGGAGAAAUC
This is a messenger RNA of Eubalaena glacialis (North Atlantic right whale), 3737 nucleotides long. RefSeq names its product angiopoietin 4 (gene ANGPT4). The record is from RefSeq and is a predicted model, not a curated record. The transcript is spliced from 9 exons. NCBI's taxonomy places the organism in Eukaryota, Metazoa, Chordata, Mammalia, Artiodactyla, Balaenidae. Gene Ontology annotation, molecular function: receptor tyrosine kinase binding. The coding region runs from base 199 to 1695 and encodes 498 amino acids. Gene Ontology annotation, biological process: signal transduction.